AGGUCAGCCAGCAAAAUGAAUCACCGCAGUAGCUCCCCAAUAACGGAACAGGGCAGCACAUCCGUUAGUGUCAAAGUUUUCAGACUUGAGAUCAGUGAAGGGUCUCCUCCAAAGAUCUCUCCUGAGCCAGUGCCACCCACCCCUGUACCAGAGCCGGAAACAGCACCACCAACCCCAGAGCCAGAGCCAGAAGCUCCUCCUCCACCACCUCCUCCACCUCCACCACCACCUCCAAAACGUAUGGCUGAACUAGCUGUUGGGAUCAAUGGAUUUGGACGUAUUGGGCGCUUGGUUCUCCGAGCCUGCGUUGAGAAAGGGAUCAAAGUUGUGGCAGUCAAUGAUCCUUUCAUUGACCUGAAAUACAUGGUCUACAUGUUCAAGUUUGACUCUACCCAUGGACGCUUCAAGGGAGAAGUGAAGGCUGAGGAUGGCAAGCUAGUAGUGAACGGUUCAAAAAUCUCUGUAUUCCAGUGCAUGAAACCCACCGAGAUCCCCUGGGGAGAGGCAGGAGCUCUGUAUGUAGUAGAAUCCACUGGAGUCUUCCUCUCUGUUGAUAAAGCUUCAGCUCAUCUCCACGGGGGAGCCAAGCGCGUGGUGGUGAGCGCACCAUCCCCUGAUGCGCCUAUGUUUGUUAUGGGAGUGAACCAUGAGAAAUAUGAUCCAUCUAGCAUGAAUAUUGUGAGCAAUGCUUCCUGCACUACCAACUGCCUGGCGCCCUUGGCCAAGGUCAUUCACGACAACUUUGGAAUUGUGGAGGGCCUCAUGACCACUGUCCAUGCUUACACUGCCACUCAGAAGACUGUCGAUGGCCCCUCUGCCAAGGCUUGGCGUGACGGGAGGGGGGCCCACCAGAACAUCAUUCCAGCUUCCACUGGUGCUGCGAAAGCUGUGGGCAAGGUCAUCCCUGAGCUCAAUGGGAGGCUCACUGGCAUGGCAUUCCGUGUGCCCGUCUGUGAUGUCUCAGUUGUCGACCUGACUUGCCGCCUCUCGAGGCCAGCCACCUACGCCCAGAUAAAAGAAGCGGUCAAGAAGGCAUCUAAAGGGUCAAUGGCAGGGAUCCUGGGAUACACAGAAGAUGAGGUUGUUUCUACUGAUUUUAUUGGUGACCAUCGUUCCUCUAUCUUUGAUGCUGGAGCAGGGAUCGCCCUCAACGAUAACUUUGUGAAGCUCAUCUCCUGGUAUGAUAACGAGUAUGGCUACAGCUGCCGUGUCGCAGAUCUCCUGAAGCACAUGUUCAGCAAGGAGGAGCACUGAGCACGGCCCACAUGCUACGGUCCAGGCGAUCCGGCAGAGUGGCCUCACCCCUUUAGUCCGUAGGUUUGAUCUCCUGGCCACUUCUUUGCUUCAACCACAGCAUCCUGAACACUGCACCUUCUGUGUCCCUGUAAAGUUUUGUGCGUGUCCAUGUGAGUGUGAAUCCUGCUUUCCACAGCAGCUUGUAUGAGCUUCAAAACUGUAGUGAAGAGAAAUUGCACCAAAUUCCCCCUAGAGAAAGAGAGUCCAGCCUCCAGGGUUGCACAUUGGUUUGUGUGGCUGUAGUGUCCUUGAGAUCUUGUAAAUGUUGAAUUAAACCACUGAAGUUAUGUGAA
Molecule: messenger RNA, 1589 nt
Organism: Varanus komodoensis (Komodo dragon)
Lineage: Eukaryota; Metazoa; Chordata; Lepidosauria; Squamata; Varanidae
Gene: GAPDHS
Product: glyceraldehyde-3-phosphate dehydrogenase, spermatogenic
Exons: 11
Coding region: 16-1254 (412 amino acids)
Biological process (GO): glucose metabolic process
Molecular function (GO): NADP binding; NAD binding; oxidoreductase activity, acting on the aldehyde or oxo group of donors, NAD or NADP as acceptor
Source: RefSeq, a predicted model, not a curated record